CAGCUUGACCCUCUCCCGCCGUCACAGCCCCAGUGGGACUGGGAGCACCUGCCUUCUUCUCCAGUGCCCAUGGACAUGGAGCUGUCUUCUCCACCACAGUCGCCCGCACCUGCUGACCAGGCCUAUCCCACCCCUUCGCAGGCCUAUAUCCCUCCAGCCCACUCUGAACCCUAUAUCCCUCUGGCCCAGCCACCACCUUCCCAGUCCUCUCCGUCCCAGUCUUAUUUGUCCCAUUCUCAGCUUUCUCAGCCACCCCCGCCAUCCUUUUUGGAGCCCCCUCCAUCAGUCCCUCCGGUCUAUUUCCCCCCUUCCCAAUCCUAUCUGACACAUUCUCAGUCUUACUUGUCUCCUUCCCAAUCGUCCACUUCCCAACCAGUGCAAUCUAGUUUGACCCCAUCCAUUUCCAAGUCUAAAACUCACUUUACUGCAUCCCAGUCGUCCUUACCUCCUGCCACUCCUGCCCAGCAAGAAACAGUGCAGAGCGCUGCCAAGGAUACUGGUGAUAAUUCUGAUCAGCACAGCACUCAACAACCAGACCCAUCCACUAUGACCCCUCAGGAACAGCAGCAGUAUUGGUACCAGCAACACUUGCUAAGUCUGCAGCAAAGGGCAAAAGCACAUGCACAGGGCCAGCAGCAACCAAAGGGUUCAGGAGUAGUGAAGGAUGCACCUGAGCAGAGAAUACAGCAAGAGGAGGGGAAAGUGACUGCUCCUAAUCAGCAGUGUGAACCACCUUCACUGAAAGAGCCCCUACCAUCAGCUUCCAAAAAAGAGGAGCUUCCUGUCUUAUCUACUGAGCCUAAGCUGAAGCUUGAACCUCCUGAGGACUCUGAGGAAGAUUUGAGGUUGCAGCAGUUGCAGGUGGCAGCAGCUCAGUGGCAGCAGCAUCCACACCAUCGAGUUGGUUUUCAAUAUCAGAGAAUAAUGCAGAAGCAUGCCCAACUGCAAAAGAUCCUACAGCAGUACCAACAGAUCAUUCAGCAGCCACCGUCCCCACAGACAAUGUCAGUGGAUAUGCAGUUGCAGCAUUAUGAGACACAGCAGAAACAGUUUCAACAACUUUACAAAGAAUGGGAGCGUGAAUUCCAAGGAUGGCAGGAUCAGCUUCAGACCUAUCCUCAUAAAGACCAGCUUCAGGAAUAUGAAAAACAGUGGAAGACAUGGCAGGGACAGAUGAAAGCUACUCAUUCCCAUCUGCAGGAGAAAGUGAACUCGCUUCGAAACAUGAAGAAUCAAUAUACUGGAAAAGUUGCUUUACCACCUCCUUUUGUUCCAUACUCUCAAACUUCUCAAGAAAGCAUGCCUGUUAUGCCUUCAUCUUUGCCUUCAGCCACCCCUUCACAGGCUCCCCCACCUCUGUCUUCUGAUCCUCAGUUGUCUAACUCAUCUGAACUCCCACCAUCUAGUCCUCAGGUUUUCCAGACUUCUAAGACAACCAGGCCAGCUCUGCUUCCUAUCCCUGAAUCUUUUGUAUUUAAAAUAGCUGAUGCAUCUGAAGCUUUACCUUGUCAUUCUGAAAUAUCUUCAUCUGCUGACUCUUCAGACCAAGGAAACACUCAAGUUCAUCUGGGCAAGCAAGCUGCACCAUUUGUUUCUGUCUCAUCUGAACCAGCAUCUGAAGAAUUGAAAAUCUCUUCUACAGUGUCUUCAACCUACGUACCCCCCGCCACUACAAUAUCUACAACCUACGUAACCCCUGCCACUACAGUGUCUUCAACCUACGUACCCCCCGCCACUACAAUAUCUACAACCUACGUAACCCCUGCCACUACAGUGUCUUCAACCUACGUACCCCCCGCCACUACAAUAUCUACAACCUACGUAACCCCUGCCACUACAGUGUCUUCAACCUACGUACCCCCCGCCACUACAAUAUCUACAACCUACGUAACCCCUGCCUCUACAAUAUCUUCAACCUAUAUACCCCCUGCCACCAACAUUCAGGAUAAACCAGUGCGAUCAGGUGGAUUGCUUCCAGACCCACCCAGAGCCACAUAUGUAGAAGGACCAAGAGGUCCUAGGUUUGAUGGACCUCAGGGAAAAGGCUUUGACAGAUUUGAAGGGCCAAAACAGAAAGGGCCUUGUUUUGAAGGCCAGCGCCUGGAAGGGCCAAGGCCAAGAUUUGAAGGUCAAAAUUCAGAUAGACGGUCUACAAGCAAAUGGGGGACUAUUCCCAGGGGGCCAGCAGCACAGUUUUAUAUUUCCCCAAAUACAUCACAGAUGCACAGUUCCCGACCAAGUGGGCCACAGUGGAGGGGGCCCAGACCUCCUUUAGGACAGCAGCAGUCUCAAACAGAAUCCCGAACAGAAAACAGAGAACCUUUUGCUGAUGUGAAUGUCAACCAGCAGUUGGUAAAUAGAACCCAACCUGCUUCAGUUGCCUUUGAUACAGAUACAAAGAAUUCUGGUCCAGUCAAGCCAGCUGAGGACCUGACAAAAGCUCCGCAGGAACCACUCAAAACUGAAGUCAAAGAAGUUAUUCCAGCACCUAAAAAGUGGACUUGGAGUUCUCAUGAUCCUGCACUGCAGUUAGAAGAGACAAAACCAGCUACUCAACCUCCACCCAUUCAGAAUAAAAAAACAGUACCACUUCCCAGUACGCCUGUAACUGUGCAGUCUACUAUUCCUCCAAGAACAGGAGGAACAGCAGCCUUACUUCCAACCCCUGUAACAGGAAAUAAAGACUUGAAAUCUACAGAUAGUAAAUUGCCCGUUUCAGAAAAUAGUCAGAGUAAAGGACUAGCUGGGUCAGAAAAUAACCAGGGUAAAGGGCUGGUUCAACCAGAAGACAAUAAUGGCAAUUUACUAUUAGGCAGAGGCCAGGGGCAGAGCGGACUGGACAACGGCCGAGGCCGGGGGCAAGGCAGACUGGAUCGAGGCCGGGGCUGGGGGCAGGGCAGGCUGGAUGACGGCCGAGGCUGGGGGCAGGGCAGGCUGGAUGACGGCCGAGGCUGGGGGCAGGGCAGGCUGGAUGACGGCCGAGGCUGGGGGCAGGGCAGGCUGGAUGACGGCCGAGGCUGGGGGCAGGGCAGGCUGGAUGACGGCCGAGGCUGGGGGCAGGGCAGGCUGGAUGACGGCCGAGGCUGGGGGCAGGGCAGGCUGGAUGACGGCCGAGGCUGGGGGCAGGGCAGGCUGGAUGACGGCCGAGGCUGGGGGCAGGGCAGGCUGGAUGACGGCCGAGGCUGGGGGCAGGGCAGGCUGGAUGACGGCCGAGGCUGGGGGCAGGGCAGGCUGGAUGACGGCCGAGGCUGGGGGCAGGGCAGGCUGGAUGACGGCCGAGGCUGGGGGCAGGGCAGACUGGAUGAUAGCCAAGACAGGGGGCAGGGCAGAUUGGAAGACUUCCGAGGCAGGGGGCUAACAAACAGAGGUAGAGGGUUACCCAGACAGGCAGCCACCCGAGGCCGGGGGAUGGUACAGAGAGUUAGUAGUUGGGAGGAGCAGCUAGACAGGCGGUCAGAUAGCAGGGAAAACUUGCCAGAUGGGCGCUCAGACAGCUGGGAUAUAGGACCAGUUGGUCAGUCAGGUAGCCGGGAGAGAGUAUUGUCUAGCCAAGAAACAGAAUCAGCUGGCCGGGCAGGCAGCAGGGAUAGGGGGCAGUCAGGAAGCUGGGAGAGGGGUCCUAUCAUGCGGGCUGGAAGCCGGGAGAGAGGUCCUGUCAUGCGGGCUGAAAACUGGGAAAGAGGUCCUGUCAGGCGAGCAGGGAGUCGGGAGAGGGGUCCUGUCAGGCAUGCAGGUAGCCGGGAGAGGGAAAUGGGUAGGCCUGAGACAAGCAGUCUUGAUAAACCAAUCCGUCUAGGAGACAACGCUGAGAAAUUAUCAUUAUAUCAUCGAGAGGAACCAACAAGGGCUCCGUGGAGUCACAAAGAGGAGAGAAUGCAAGAGGAGCCUUCAUUAGAUAGGCGAGAUGCCCGUUCUUUAGAGCGCGAACAAUUAGAUGAUUGGGAAAGAGAUCGAUAUUGGAGAAAGCAUGACACAGAUUUUCGAGAUGAUCCCCUGGAUCCAUAUGAUAGAGAUGAUAGGUUUCUUUCAUUGCCUCCACUAUCCCCUCCUCCUCUACCUCCUUUGUCUUCUGAUUUUGACAGGCGAGAUACUUGGUGGGAUGACUGGGAAAGGCCAAGGGAGAGGGAAUUGGAUAGAGAUCUGGACAGGAUUGGAAGACCCUUGGAUAUUUAUGAUCGAGAAUUAGAUAGAGAAUGGGACAGAGAUUACUUGAGACCUCUGGAUGACAGAGAUACAACAAGUCGUGACCUGGAUAUUCCCCCUCUUCCACCUUUGCCACCACUUCCACCUUUGGACAGAUAUCGUGAGGACCGGUGGAGGGAGGAGAGAGACAGGGAUCUCUACAACAGAGACCUCCGAGAUAGGGGGGAGUUGAGGAUCCGAGAGUAUCCAGAGAGGCGUGAUACAUCAAGGGAGAAGCGAGAGUACCUCCCUGAAAGGACUGAUUGGGAGAGGGAACGGUUGUCUGAUAGGUGGUAUUCAGAUGAAGUAGAGCGACUACGACCUUUGGAGGAUCAGCUUGAUCCACCCCUUCCACCAUCACGUUCAUCUGACAUUCUGGGAGAAGAGCCAAACCUAGACCCUGAACAGUCACUUGGAGGAGUAAUGGUCCUUAGUCAAAGGCAGCAUGAAAUAAUCUUGAAGGCUGCCCAGGAGCUGAAAAUGCUUCGGGAACAAAAAGAACAGAUGCAGAAGUUGAAAGAGUUUGUACCUGAUACCCAGCUGCCUGAACUGGCAUCACAAGAAACUUCUAGAUCACAAAGCACCACUACAAGGCCACGUGCUUUUCAGGCGUCUUCUCAGCUGUCAUCUGAGACACCAAUAGAAUCUCAACCCAUCAAAUCUUCUCCUGCUGUUAUUAUAAAGCCACCAGUAUUGUUCAGGCAGCCCACCCCGGUAACGAGGCCAGGUGCCCCGGUGACAAAACCAGGUGCCCCAGUGACGAGGCCAGUUGCGCCGAUUCCUGUGACAACUGCAACCCCAAGUCAGACUCCAGCUAUAAAGCCAACAUCUGGUGCUGUGAAGCAAGAACGUUGGGAUGAGGAUUCUUUUCAUGGACUCUGGGAUAGCAGUGAAGCUAAAGGAGCAAAUUUGGAGUAUGCAUUUUGUAAAACAGAGUCAGGGCUGCCACCCACAAUGUCAUCUUCUGUGAACAUACCUCCUUCGGUUCAUACUUCCAUUUCAUCGUCUGUACCUGCAUCGAUUUCUAAGCCACCUCUAAUUCAACAGACUGUGGAUUAUGGCCAUGGACGGGAUAUAACUACCAGUAAAGUUGAACAAAUCCCCUAUGGGGAGAGAAUAACUCUGCGUCCAGAACCUCUUCCUGAGAGACAGCCAUUUCCAAAAGAACAUCCAGGCCAGCGAGAUCGUUACAGUAGAGAGAGGGAUCGUGAGUCUUACUUUGAGCGUCAAAGCAAUACAAACACAGAUUACCGAGAUUUUAAAAGGGAGCGGGAACCACACAGAGACCGAGGCUCAGGUGACUAUGAUCGAGAGAGAUUUGAGAAAGAACGCCAUCUUCGAGAGGACAGGGCACCUCCAACUGGACCUUCAAGGACUCAGUCUUACCGUGACAAAAAAGAUCAUCCCUCUUCAAGGCGAGGGGGCUUUGAAAGACCAUCAUACGAACGAAAGCCUGAUCGCCCAACUUAUGAUCAUGGACCUUCCAUGUUUGGAGGUGAUAGGAGAAAUUACCCUGAGGAGAGGAUGCCUAUUUCUGCUCCAUCAGUACCCCGCCAGCCACCACCUGCUCCCCGGGUGGAGAGGAAACCAGAGUCUAAGAAUGUGGAUGAUAUCUUGAAGCCACCAGGACGGGACAGCAGGCCAGAAAGAAUUGUCAUCAUAAUGAGAGGAUUACCUGGCAGUGGAAAGACACAUGUAGCAAAGCUCAUCCGGGACAAAGAAGUUGAGUGUGGAGGGCCUGCACCCAGAGUUCUCAGCCUAGAUGACUAUUUCAUCACUGAAGUGGAGAAAGAGGAGAGAGACCCAGAUACAGGGAAAAAAGUGAAAAAGAAGGUGAUGGAGUAUGAAUAUGAAGCUGACAUGGAAGAGACCUACCGCACCAGUAUGUUUAAGACUUUCAAAAAGACCUUGGAUGAUGGCUUCUUCCCUUUCAUUAUCCUGGAUGCCAUCAAUGACAGGGUGCGGCAUUUUGAGCAGUUUUGGAGUGCAGCAAAAACCAAGGGUUUUGAGGUAUAUUUAGCUGAGAUGAGUGCCGAUAACCAGACUUGUUCCAAGAGGAAUAUCCAUGGCCGCAAGCUAAAAGAAAUCAAUAGGAUGUCUGAUCACUGGGAGACUGCACCACGUCACAUGAUGCGCUUGGACAUUCGUUCUCUGUUACAGGAUGCUGCUAUAGAAGAGGUGGAAAUGGAGGAUUUUGAUGCUAAUAUUGAAGAUCAGAAAGAGGAAUCCAAGAAAGAUACAGCAGAGGAAGAAGAAAGCGAACUGGGUUACAUUCCGAAAAGCAAAUGGGAGAUGGACACUUCUGAGGCAAAGCUAGACAAGUUGGAUGGCCUGCGGACAGGCACAAAGAGGAAACGUGACUGGGAAGCAAUUGCCAGCAGAAUGGAGGAUUAUCUUCAGCUUCCAGAUGACUAUGAUACACGAGCUUCGGAACCGGGCAAGAAGAGGGUGAGGUGGGCAGACCUAGAAGAAAAGAAAGAUGCAGAUAGGAAAAGGGCCAUUGGUUUUGUGGUUGGACAAACUGAUUGGGAAAAGAUCACAGAUGAAAGCGGUCAUCUUGCUGAGAGAGCCCUCAACCGCACCAAAUAUAUUUGAGACAAUUAUUAUAUGGAAUUUUUGUACCUUUAAGGCCAUUUACUUUGAGGAGAACUAAACCCGUCGUGGCAUGAGUAUCCUACGUGGAUCACGUCACUCCCCCAUCUUCAUAGAUUUUUGUUUUGUUUUGUUGUUUUUAGUUUCUGAAAGUUCCUUGAAAUAUUUGCAGGUGAUAACCAGUGUCCUCAAAAGACAUAAAAUCCUGCUGCACCUAAGCGAGAGAGUUUUCAUUUUAGUAUUUUUUUUGAGGGGAGAGGGAGGGUCAGUAGUUUUAGCUGCUAUGCGUGGGGUAGGGUGGAAAAAAUAGGCAGAGAAUGUUUCCUCCACUGUACUGUAACAGAAUGUCUGUAUCACCUUUGCUUUGUGGCCGUUCUCGUUUUAUACUGUACGUACCUUGUAGCUUAUUAUACUAGGAAACAGAACAAUAAACUUUCACUAUAAACCCA
This is a messenger RNA of Pelodiscus sinensis (Chinese soft-shelled turtle), 7223 nucleotides long. It is a transcript of the gene YLPM1, whose product is annotated as YLP motif containing 1. Gene Ontology annotation, cellular component: nucleus. The record is from RefSeq and is a predicted model, not a curated record. Gene Ontology annotation, biological process: regulation of telomere maintenance. Lineage: Eukaryota; Metazoa; Chordata; Testudines; Trionychidae.